Messenger RNA from Closterium sp. Naga37s-1, 1022 nucleotides. The record is from the annotation of a GenBank genome assembly. Lineage: Eukaryota; Viridiplantae; Streptophyta; Zygnematophyceae; Desmidiales; Closteriaceae.
AUGGGAUCGUCACUCUUAGCUCGGCCGGUCCUCCUGGCUGUCCUUCUCUUGUCGCUGGCCGCGCAUUCACACACGCAGACGACGUACGACUCAUUUCUCGACCAAAUCGAGAGCGUUCUUAACGGGUCCACGCCCCUCGGCAAGGUUGACUCCAUCUUGUUCACGCAGGCCAAUCAGUACAACCUGUACCUCAGCAACAAAGCUGGCGCUAAUUCCGCCUCCCCCGCAUCCGCCUUCCGGAGCGCCUCCGCCUCUAGCACCACGGGCACUGGUGGAGAUCCGGGCGGCACUGGCGGCACCGGCGGCGGCACUGGCGGGGGUAGUGGGGGUGGCAGCGGCGGGGGCAGUGGCGGGGGAAGUGGCGGAGGCAGCGGCGGCAGCGGCAGCAACCUAGGCCCGUUCUUACGCUUCAUCCUUUCCCUCAUUCGCUCUGUGUCCAAGUCCAACGCGCCCCCGCUCAAACUCCUUCAACAGAGCGUGCAAUGGCUCAGCACCAACGCGACCGUGAUCAAAUCAAAUAUCGCGAAGCUGAACUCGAUUCUCAAGCUGCUUCGGCAGCCGACCCUCGCGAAAGCGCUGGGAUCCAUGCGCCGCGCGUUCUUCGUUUCGCCUGGCGCGAAGGUCGCGCUGGAAGCGGAGGGAAUCACUCAGCUCGCAGCCGCCCAGAGCGGCGUGCCUGAUACGGUGCCGAAAUCCGGGGAUCAGGUUGCGGAUCCGAAUGGUCCGAGCAAUCCGAGCAAUCCGAGCGAUCCGGGUGGUCCGAGCGUUCCGAGCGAUCCAAGCAGUCCGAGCGUUCCGAGCGAUCCGAACGCGAGUCAGAGUAACGACCAGGUUUCUGCCAAAGGUUACACGGCGCAGAGUUACGGGGCUGUUACUGUGCAAAGCGACGAUGAUGGGGAAGGCGAUGGGAGACCGCGAGGCGGGAGGCAGUAUCGGAUUGAGAGUGACGAUGACGACCAUGAGGACGAUGACGAGGAUGUGUGUGUGGAGCCGACGGGGCGAGUGAGAAUCAUCAAAUACAC